Carica papaya (papaya) is the source of this 2198-nucleotide messenger RNA. Lineage: Eukaryota; Viridiplantae; Streptophyta; Magnoliopsida; Brassicales; Caricaceae. The record is from RefSeq and is a predicted model, not a curated record.
AGAAACCAGCCAGUAAUAGCCACCUUUCCCUUUCAUUUUUUCCCCUAAACAACGCCAAUGUAUAUCUAAACACAUCAAUAAAUAACGCCACCAUUGUUGUCUCACAGUAAAGAUCAAAUCUUUAUAUGAUAUCCUAUCGACCAUCUUCGUCUUCUUCAUUCCAUUUUCUCUGUUGGUCUUGCUGACUCCUUCCUUCUAGGAGAAACAGACGAACGCCCGAAACCCCCACCGAGAAAAUUACCGGCUCCUGCAUUGUCUCUGUUUCUGCGACACGCAUGCUCCACGUUUUAGAUCUGGAAAACCCACAAUCAAAUCAAUCGUCCGUUUUAUUCUUCUGGGUGUCUUUUCACUUUUCUUUCUCUACUGUUAUUUAAGUGAAAGACUGAAGUCCUGGAGUCCCUAACAGAGCAAUCGCAGUCCUUAAAACCCACCCCGACCGCCACCGGGAACGGACAGAUCCGGUACCGGUCGCCUUCCUCCGCUGAGCUUCUGGAGUCGGGUCCCGCUUCUGCUUCCUCCGGUGCCACGUCUCCCACUUCCGAUCAGCAGCAACAGUACCUCCUCAUCGACGGCAAGAUGAUUAAACGACCUAUGGGGAGACAUGAGUCCCUUUCCGACAAGAUCCACAAGUAUCGAGGGGUUCUCGUGGUUGUGUCUGUGCCCAUCCUACUCAUUAUGUUCGUGCUCUUCCUUAUGCCCAACAGCUCCUCGUCUGAUGCGGUGAUUGAAGAGUACGAGAUUAACAGCCGGAAAGUAUCGCCCAAUUCUAGGAGUCCCAAGAGCUAUGCUGUCAUCUUUGAUGCCGGAAGUUCGGGUAGUCGGGUGCAUGUCUUCUGUUUUGAUCAGAAUUUGGAUCUUGUUCCUAUCGGCAAAGAUCUCGAGCUUUUCGUGCAGAUAAAACCAGGUUUGAGUGCCUAUGCAAAUGAUCCAAGGGAAGCAGCCAACUCGUUAGCAUCACUUCUUGAUAAAGCAGAAAGUGUUGUGCCCCAUGACUUGAGGUCCAAGACACCUGUCAGAGUUGGGGCGACUGCAGGAUUGAGGGCAUUAGGUGCUGAGACAUCUGAGAAAAUCUUGGAAGCGGUCAGGGACCUUCUGAAAGACAGGAGCACCCUGAAACUUGAAUCCGACGUGGUAACUGUUCUGGAUGGCACUCAAGAAGGUUCUUAUGAGUGGGUGACAAUUAACUUUCUUUUAGGGAAUCUGGGAAAAAAAUAUUCAAAUACAGUUGGAGUGGUUGAUCUUGGAGGGGGUUCUGUUCAAAUGGCUUAUGCUAUCUCAGAGGCAGAUGCUGCAAAAGCUCCAAAAGUACACAAUGGAGAGGAUGCAUAUGUUAGGGAAAUGCGUCUGAAGGGAAGAGAUUAUUAUCUAUAUGUUCACAGCUACCUGAGCUAUGGUUUACUAGCAGCUCGAGUAGAAAUCUUGAAGGCUUCUGAUUCCUCUGGCAACCCAUGUAUCUUGGCUGGUUAUGAUGGUUCCUACAAAUAUGGAGGAAAAGAAUAUAAAGCCAGGGCUUCUCCGUCUGGCACGAGUGUGGAUGAAUGCAGGAGGGUAGCUAUCAAUGCUCUCAAAGUUAAUGAAUCUACAUGUACGCACAUGAAGUGCACAUUCGGCGGAGUGUGGAUGGUGGAGGGGGGUGAUGGACAGAAACAUCUAUUUGUUGCUUCAUUUUUCUUUGACAGGGCUGCUGAGAAUCUGAUAUGUUCAUGUUCCUUUCUGGUGGUUCUUGUGGAAGGACUUGAUCCAUGGCAAGAGAUUACACUGGUGAAGAAAGUUCCAUACAAUAAAUUCUUUGCUGAAGCUGCAUGGCCGCUGGGCAGCGCCAUAGAGGCUGUAUCUUCAUGAAUGCAAAAUUGAACGAAUGUAACAACUGCAGUUUUCAAGCGAAGCCCUAGUGGUAAUAACAUUUGAGAGGUCAAUACUUGCAUGAACCCGGAAGCACCCAAGAUAUGCUUGACAUCGUCGGAAUAAUGAGAGGAAGUAAUUCGAUUUAUGUUCAUUGUAAUUAUGUUUUCAAAAUGCUGCUCCAAUUUAUAAUUUUGACAGAGUGACUUUAGUUAUUCUUCAAUUAGUCAUUGAGAGCAGACAGAACAACACUAUUACAUUUUGUUUUACUUCUAUAAUUCUUUUUGGUCUGCAUUAUCUCUGUUACUUUGAAAAGAAAAAUCUUCGUAAGAGAUAGACAUUCUUUAUCAAUUAUC